Leishmania braziliensis MHOM/BR/75/M2904 is the source of this 1860-nucleotide messenger RNA. Its product is annotated as putative RNA-binding protein. Lineage: Eukaryota; Euglenozoa; Kinetoplastea; Trypanosomatida; Trypanosomatidae. The coding region runs from base 1 to 1860 and encodes 619 amino acids. The record is from RefSeq and is a predicted model, not a curated record. The transcript has a single exon. Gene Ontology annotation, molecular function: RNA binding.
AUGUACUUCGUUGAGGCUGGCUCGUCGCACUUGUCGCCGCCAGGCGUCAUCACGUCACCUGCGCCUUUGCCGCUCAGCACCCCCAUCAAGGAUGUAUCGAUGAUAUCUUUUGGUAACAACGACUCCUCCACCGGCAUUUCUGCGUCUCCGCCAUCGUACGAGGCUGUCGCUCUCGACCCGAAAGGCCCUCGUAGCCAGACGAACCUCUUUGUGCGCAAGCUGGCCUCGGCUGUGACGGAGGAUGACAUGCGCAGGCUGUUUGGGCAGUAUGGCACGAUCAUUUCCUUCGCGCUUAUGCGCGACAUCUACACUGGCGAGAGCCUUGGCACCGCCUUUGUGCGCUACAGUACCCACGAGGAGGCCCGCUCGGCCAUGGCGGCUCUCGACGGGCACGAGCUCUACGGUCGUCCCAUCUCCAUUCAGUGGGCGAAGCGUGAGCACGACAGCACCCCGUGCGGCGACGCCCGCCGCAAGAUCCGCAAGCUCUUCGUGCGCAACAUCCCUCUCGACGUGACGGCGCGUCAUCUACGCCAGAUCUUCUCCAAGUUCGGAUCCAUCAGCAACGUCACUCUACAUAGCGAUACAGCCCCCGCCACGUUCCGCGACAGUAACGACAGCUCGCGCCUGAUCAGUCAAAUUCGAAACAUCGCCUUCAUUCUCUUCCAGGAAGACGACGUCGCGGAGCAGGCUGUGAGUGUGCUGCACAACACGUGCCCCUUCGAAAGCUGCGAGGGAAUCCCGCUUAUGGUGAAACUGGCCGAGGACAACCGCGACCGUAUUGACCGCAAGCAGCGAUUCUGCGAAAGCAGCGCGGCGAAUACGAGCCCCAAGGGGCCCCCGAGGCCCAUGAUGCAGAAUGGCCAUCUCUCCGGCGCUGUUUCUGUCUCGCCACAUACCGUUUCUCUCUCCACGCCACCCUCGUCAGUGCUCUCGCCUGCAACGCUUUCGAUGGAUGUUAGCUGCAAUAGCCCCUUCUUCAUACACGACGGCCAAACACCUUCGCUGCCAUCGAGUGGGCAACAGGCACUGCCUUUCACUGUUUCAGGCUCGACAGCUACAACUACUCCGAUGCUGCACGCCACGGUAGACACGAACGGAAACACUGCGUACGUCUACGUCUCAACUGUGUCGAACAAGGGCGUCGCGCAGCAGAUGCUACCAGCACCUUCGGCCCCUGGUCAGUACGUCAUCGCGUCCGGUGGGCUCCAGGGGUUUCCGGCGGCAAACAGAGUGGUGCCACAAACCUUCUACACGGCGGCUGCGUCUCCCUCCGCGCCGCAGUACUAUCAGACCGUGACGCUGCCACAAGUCUUUGUGGACGCGCAGGGCCAGUUGCUGCAGCCGCAGUCGAACGUCUUCGUCCCUUCCUACUGCUCCUACUCCUCGAACUUGCAGUCCCCGCAGAAGCCGCCACAGCAGGUGCCGCUCGUCGAAGGGCAAGCGGCGUCAAUGACACAGCCGCUACAAACCAGCGCGCCAGCCCCAAAGACGUCCUGCGGCGCCUUUCACAAUCAGUCGCGGCAAAAACCGCAGAUGGCGCACUUUCAGUCGGCCUUCUCGGUCUCACCGCUGCUCAACAGCGCUGGUGGUGUACUAGAGCAGGUUCCGACCGUGAUCUUCCCGGCCACAGAUAGCCCAGCGAACGCGAUUAUCAACCCCACCAACGCCAUGCCCUCCCCAGCUGCAGGCCCCAUGGCCUUCGUGCCAUACAACGCCGCGGCGCUGCCUACUGCCAAUGCCGACACCUGUGGCCGUUCUUGCUAUGACUCGGCAAUGGAUGGGAUGCAUUCCACGACACUGAUGCGUCAGGGGCUGGUGUCUUCCACAGUGUCGUGUAUCGAGGAAGGCAACGUGACGUGA